Molecule: messenger RNA, 1626 nt
Organism: Parascedosporium putredinis
Lineage: Eukaryota; Fungi; Ascomycota; Sordariomycetes; Microascales; Microascaceae
Source: the annotation of a GenBank genome assembly
AUGCCCGACAAGCCAAGCCCUGCCCAGGGCGGCGGGAACACUUCAAGCGACUUUGUUCGCAAACUGUAUCGUAUGCUAGAAGAACCCGAAUAUGAUGAAAUAGUUCGCUGGGGACGAGAUGGAGACUCGUUUGUCGUCCUCGAGGGCGAAAAAUUUUCUACCUGUGUUCUUCCCAAACAUUUCAAGCAUAGUAAUUUUGCCAGCUUUGUUCGUCAGCUGAACAAGUACGACUUUCACAAAGUCCGCCGCCCCGAUGACGGAAGCCAGGGCUACGGUCCAAAUGCCUGGGAAUUUAAGCAUCCCGACUUCAGGAUCGAUGCGAAAGAUAGCCUAGACACGAUUCGACGAAAGGCGCCAUCGACGAAAAAGUCGCAACAACAACAACAGCAGCAGCAGCAACGCCAGCCACCUCAAGCCCCCACGCCAGAUCAGAAUGAGAACCAGCGGCAGAUUCAAACCCUGACGGACACUCUAUAUGCCCUACAGAAACAGGUAGAGGAGCUGGCGCAGACCAACAAACAGCUAGUGAGCGAAAUCGUCAACCUUCAGAAAUCGACUAGCACCCAGAGGCAAGCCCAGUACGAAAUCGUGAGCUUCCUAGACGUGUCGGCGCGGAGGCAGUCCGUGGCCGCCGGCCAGUCGCCCGCAGGUCCGAUGACGGGUCGUGGAUUGGGCGAGGACCAGCCUGUUGAACUACGCCGUGUCCGGGAACUAUUAGGAACCCUGGGCCCCGCGCCCGCACCCGCCGACACUAGCAUGGAGCGAUCCCACACGAUAUAUCCUUCACCCGCCGAGUCCUCGACAUCUUCCGCCAUGUUUGUGGCCCCCGACAUGAACGCUGGGAUUGCCGUGAUGAACGACGCGGUGGGCAUGUCGAGAAUGGGUGUCUAUUCUACAAAUCAGCCUACGACCAUCGAUGCCUUUCACGCCGAUCCCUUGCAAACCAUGGCGUAUCCCGUAGCUCAAAACAGCGCCUUGGAGGCCGUGGCGACGGACUCGGGUCGGGUGGACACGUCCCCGCCAGCUGAGAAGACAGACGAAUGGGGGCCUAGGAAACCUCAUAUCUUCCUCGUAGAGGACGACAAGAUAUGUGCCAAGAUUGGCAACAAAUUUCUGCGCAGCUUGGGUUGUACUGUUGCGCUGGCGAAGGAUGGAUUGGAAGCGGUUAAGCAGUUUGACUGCGACCACCCACCACACUACGAUCUCAUCUUCAUGGAUAUCAUCAUGCCAAGACUGGAUGGUAUUUCAGCGACGGCACGUAUCCGGGAAUACCUCCCUGAUAGCCCAAUUGUGGCCAUGACAUCCAACAUCCGCCAAGAAGACGUGUCGACGUAUUUCAAAUAUGGCAUGACUGACGUAUUGGCGAAACCGUUUAUGCGCGAGGGCAUGCAACGCACGCUGCGAAAGCAUCUCCGCCACUUGCUCAGUCAAACAUCUCCGCAAGCCCCGGCCGGCAACGGACCCUACGCCCACGUCCAGGCCGGUACUGCCAUGACCGUGGGAGAGAUGGCCGGUCCGGACCCGGCAAGCCUAGCGGCUGGCCAUAUCGCGAUCAAGUUUGAGAACCCACCCAUGCAGCUGCCCGCAACUACGCAGGGGGUCCUUGGCAUGCCUCGAGCCCCAUGA